UCGUAUCUAGCAUGAAGGCGGUGAAGAGUCUUUGGCAGAGUGGUUGCCAGGGCUACUUAGUGAGUGUAGUCGGGAGCCAGAAGGAGGAGCCGUCUCCCGAGUCAGUAUCGAUCGUUUAUGAAUACCGCGACGUUUAUCCAGACGAGCUGCUAAGAGGACCACCGGAUAGACAAGUGGAGUUCACUAUUGACCUGAUCUCCGAAGUCGGAGCAGUGUCCAAGGCACCAUACAUGAUGGCACUGAAGGAGCUGCAAGAGCUCAAAACCCAGAUUCAGGAGUUGCUCAAUCUUGGAUUUAUCCGACCGAGCGUCUCUCCAUGGGGUACACCUGUACUUUUCGUGAAGAAUAAGGAUGGAACGUUGAGAAUGUGCAUCGAUUACAGGGAGCUGAACCGGUUGAACGUGAAGAACAAGUAUUUGCUUCCGAGAAUAGAGGACCUGUUUGACCAGUUGAGGGGAGCGAGCUUAUUUUUAAAGAUUGAUUUACGAUCGGGCUACCAUCAGUUGAAAAUCAAGGAGACAAAUGUAUCAAAUCCGGCGUUCAGAACGAGGUAUGGUCACUACAAUUUCGUAGUGAUGCCGUUCGGGUUGAGUAAUGCACCGGCAAUAUUUAUAAACUUGAUGUAUCGGGUCUUCCAUCCAUACUUAGACCGGUAUGUUAUUGUUUUCAUCGACGACAUUCUGGUUUACACGAGUGACGCUGUAACACCCCACUUUGAUUUUACAGAAAUUCCGAACUUUCCAAAAAAUCAGCCCCGCAAACCUGUCCAACGAUCCUUACCGACGGUAUACUUUCCUCAGGCCACCGUUAGCGACGCUCCCAUCGUUGCAGCUCCUCACGACCACCAUCUCAUAAGAAUAAUCAUCCCCUCUGUUCGUCGUGACCAGGCCCCGCGAGUUGAUUCCAGGAGUGAGUCCCGACGCCAUCGCUGCCCUUCUUUCGCACCAGCAGUACCGCACGUACCCCCUGCGAACUGUUCCACGAUCGCAAGAGCACCGGCGACACGGAUUGCCCCUGUUCACUCCCUGCAAGUUGCUAUCUGUCACCAUCGGGUCCCAUUCAUUGCUCCCGGCCCUGCUGAUCACUCGCACAUCACUCGAGCGAUCCAAAGCUUAGCCGUUGAGCCCCGUCGGCGCAUUCGUCUGACUCACUUCAGCCCCAUUUCGAUUCUUUCGUUCGAACGUUUCCGAGAAUGGUUCAUCGAGCUGAACUUUUGCCAUAAUUCCUUCAACUCUAUGUUUAGCUAUAUCUCUGUAUCUAGGUGGGUCUUAUUUAAAUUGCUAUGUCGUAAGUGGUUUAUAUUUUUAUUGAAAUUGAAAGUGGAAAACCAAUCUUCCACCACACCAUCGGGCACCUUCACUUUCGCAGCCCGCUCUUCAUCAAUUGUCAAAAAGGAUUUCUCAAAUAAAGGCAAAUCAUCGGUACCUUUUUCAGUCGCCUUACGGCCGGAGUCACGCUUCUUCUUGGAUCUUUUCUCCACCUCGGACGAAGCACCGACGUCCGCCAUCUUCACCAGCUUUCUCUUCUUUCUCCUCUCCGGUUGCUCCAAUUCAAGUGACUUCGGGGACGCUGGCGGCACCUCGGUGUGGACAACCUCAGUGGAAACUAUUUCA
This is a messenger RNA of Striga hermonthica, 1613 nucleotides long. Lineage: Eukaryota; Viridiplantae; Streptophyta; Magnoliopsida; Lamiales; Orobanchaceae. The record is from the annotation of a GenBank genome assembly.